AUGGAAAGGAGUAAUGGGGCUUGGUCACCUCCGAGAGCCUUUCAUAUGUUUUGCAUCAGGCAUAUAGAGUCCAAUUUUUUGAGAAAAUUCAAGGCGCCGUACUUGCAGAAACUUGUCGUCAACAUAGGAUAUUCGAGGACGGUGCGUGAGUUCGAGGUGCGUUACCAACGUUUACGAGAACGGGGCGAGGCAUACACUGACUGGUUAAACCGAAUCCCCCGGGAACAGUACGCGUUGGCUUUUGAUGGUGGAUAUAGAUGGGGUCAUAUGACGACAAAUCUAGUGGAGUGCAUAAACUCAGUAUUGAAGGGUGCACGCAAUCUCCCCGUGACAGCCCUUGUGAAGGCAACAUUCUACAGGCUGAACGAGUUGUUUACCCGGAAAAGAGCGGAAGCGGAAGCCCGGAUUAAUGCUGGCCAUGUGUUUUCCGAUGUCGUUACCUCAAAGUUGCAUGCAAACCGACUAGCGUCAGGAAACAUUCAGGUUAGCUGCUUUGACCGGCAGAACGAGGUCUUUGAGGUGGACCGGAUCCCUUGUCGACAUGUGUUUGCAUGUUGUGCCAACCAGCGACUGGAUUGGCAAGUGUAUGUUCAUGAUGUGUAUAAGAUGGACCAAGUUCGGCGGGUGUACCGAGCAAGGUUUAGGCCAUUAGGUAACCCUACUACAUGGCCAGCUUACAACGGACCUAGGUUCAUCCCGAAUCCGUUCUUGAGGCGCCUCGGGAAAGGUCGCCCAAGAACGACGCGAUUCUUGAACGAGAUGGACACACGGAUGUUACGUCGGCCUAGGCGAUGUACGCUUUGUGGGGCUGAGGGGCACAGCCGUGGCAGAUGCCGUCAGCAUGGUCGUGCAAAUGCCAGUGGAGAGCAUUAG
This is a messenger RNA of Arachis stenosperma, 873 nucleotides long. RefSeq lists its product as uncharacterized. The record is from RefSeq and is a predicted model, not a curated record. The transcript is spliced from 3 exons. Bases 1 to 873 code for a protein of 290 amino acids. Lineage: Eukaryota; Viridiplantae; Streptophyta; Magnoliopsida; Fabales; Fabaceae.